CCGUGGCGGCUCGCCGAAUGUGCUUUGAGUAACUUCCGCUGCUCCGAUGCUCUUCGUCCAUCGAAGCCGUCUAACGAUGCAGGCUUCCGGAGAAGAUGAGCGAGAUUCACCGGACAGCGGCGGUCAGAAUAUCUGCGCAGGAGCUUUGACUCCGACAUUCGACUUCUUCUGCUCUCAGAGGAGCUGCGAAUUCCGCUCAGCAAAAAGAUCAGCGGUCAUGCUCCAUAUAAGAGCGAAGCACGGUCUGUGUUCUGCGAGCGCCCUCCGCAGGUGUCCACACUGCGAUCACGUAACGGCGCAUGUGUCCAAUCUUCGCACUCACAUUUUAGCUCGUCACUCUUUGCAACGUCCCUGGCUCUGCGACAAGUGUGGGAGAAAAUUCGCCGAUAAAAGUUAUUACAACGCUCAUAUGAAGCGACAUCGUAAGGAGUUCCGAUACAAAUGUUCGUCGUGUGACUCUUGUUUCCUCCUCCCAUCUCAUCUCCGUGCUCAUGUUGAAUCCCGUCACCAUGAAUUGAAUCUCGGGAAGGAUGCUCGCAACCCCCAACUCCUGCGUUCAUGUGACGCUGGCGAUGGAUGCGGGGCCGAAGGAUUCUCGGAGCUCGUGAGAUCUAAUCGAAACAUGGUGCCGGUUCGAGACCAUGACUACUAUCAGGUAGCCGCACCAGCGAAACAACAGGCGUUAGUGGACAUACUGGAAUGUAUCGAGUGCUCCUCCUUCUUUGCUUCCUUCGAAUCUCUGAGGGCGCAUACGCAUGCUCGGCACAGAUCAGUCGCCCCUUGCGAGUCACGAGUGCUCCGAAUGAAGGAAUCCGUUCCGCAAUGAACGCAGAUUCCAGGGCGUCAAACUCGACAUGACGGUGGGGGGCCUGACAGCAUUCGUUCCUCUGCAGCUCCUCAUGGUCGUAUUGGGUAGGGAG
Messenger RNA from Galendromus occidentalis (western predatory mite), 920 nucleotides. Its product is annotated as zinc finger protein 710. The record is from RefSeq and is a predicted model, not a curated record. The coding region runs from base 47 to 826 and encodes 259 amino acids. The transcript has 3 exons. Gene Ontology annotation, cellular component: nucleus. Gene Ontology annotation, biological process: regulation of gene expression. NCBI's taxonomy places the organism in Eukaryota, Metazoa, Arthropoda, Arachnida, Mesostigmata, Phytoseiidae.